CUUCCAGCUGCACAUUAAGCUUCAUGGGAAACUCUGCGCUGAAAGCCGUGUGCGUGCGCGAUGAUAGCCUCGACAUGUACACCGACGAGCUCGUGGCAGUCGAGAGCUAUGUGUCCACCCUUCCCCAACCCCACGAAGACAACGACACUAGCGACAAGAGCUUCAACGACGCCCAGGACGACUUGAAAUGGGACGCUAACUUGGUGUCCUUGCAUCUCCGAAGUAAACGCGAUGUUAUUGACGGAGUAGACGAAACCCGGUCUGCCAUGCGUCAGCGCCGACGACGGUCGCCGCUCAAAGUGCUCCGAACCAUCGUGUCACCCUGUCGUCCCACUCAAGACGCAACGGCAUCACCUCACGACGCGUAUGACGAAGUGUGUGACCAGUUCAACGUGAUGUUUUAUGCAAACACGACCCAUCCAUCCAAGAUCUCACCAAUGAUAUCACCACCAAUGUCGAAUGCAACUCAACCCCCCCAGGGAACAGAAGAAGCUGGUAAACAAGACAGCGACCUGGUUUUCACGACAGAGCCGCAGCCAGACCUGUUCCUGGAUGGCCUCCAGACACCACGACCCUCGCUGGCCGACUGGCCUGCACACACGUGGAAGAUUGAAGGCUCCAUAGCUGAAUCCCCGACUGACGACGACGACAUGUGCAGCACCGCAUGUUCGUCCGAGUACGCCACCGACAUUGACCCAAGUGAUGAUGAGGACGAUCCAGACGCCGUGCCACCACCGUCGACGUUUGCAUGUUCAUCCCGCCGAUCCGUCAGUGCUACCACAACAACUCUGAAGUCCCAGGACGACAUUCCGUUCGUGUUUGCUGCGCGGUCCCAGUUCAUUGUGGCCGACUAUUUGUGUCCGUGCCACGACUGCCCGUGGUACUCUGUGAUUGAAAAGCAUGUGCGCGCGUCGGGCCUGUCGACCAAAGCCAAAGGCCGAGUCGUCCGCGUGCUCCAAGCGUACUCGACGUACAAUGAAGUCACGGGGUUCCGUCCUGGCAUGGUGCAGCUGGCCCAAGACUGCCUCUUUACCAGUCGUGGCCAUGAAAACGACGCGUUCGAGUCGUUUGUCCACUGCGUCGAGAGUCGAUACGCCAACGGGUGGCUCUAAGAAGGUACGUAGGCGAGUUGUACUUGAGCUUAGCCUGGGUCGUUGGUAGUAGUAGUUGACCGUAAUGUUAACAGUGAAGUAACUAUGGGUGAUGGUGAUCGAUCGAUCAUGGACACUACGAGAGUAACCAAAGAGAAGUUUUCGCAUUGUG
Aphanomyces astaci is the source of this 1263-nucleotide messenger RNA. RefSeq lists its product as hypothetical. Lineage: Eukaryota; Oomycota; Saprolegniomycetes; Saprolegniales; Verrucalvaceae. The coding region runs from base 24 to 1112 and encodes 362 amino acids. The record is from RefSeq and is a predicted model, not a curated record. The transcript has a single exon.